AUGGCAGAUCAGAUCGAGGCAAUCCCUGGGACGGUCCACUUGGUCGACGCCCAGGGAAGCAUGGACUCGCAGCACGCCAAAGGAGCCGAGCACGACAUUGUUCUCGUCCCAGCUCCGUCGACUCAUCCGGAUGAUCCGCUGAACUGGUCGCCAAGGAGGAAAUACCUCUCUUCAUUUUGCAUGGCAGCAUAUGUGCUUGUCAUUGGUAUCUGCUCUUCUGCGCUGUAUUCGACUCUGGGACCUCUGUCGGAGUCUACUGGUCUGAGCUAUAAUGAUUUGAACUCUGGAACUGGAUACAUGUUUCUCUUCUUCGGCUGGGGCUGUAUCAUCUGGCAAGCUAUCGCCAUUCAGUACGGCAAGCGCCCUGUGUAUCUGUUGACUACACUGGGCACUUUGGGUGUCAUGGUCUGGCAGCCUCACGUCAAAUCAAACGGAGAGUGGAUCGCGACCAAGAUUCUGCAGGGCAUCUUUGGUGCACCGAUCGAGUCUCUUGCGGAAAUCACAGUUUCAGACGUCGUCUUCACCCAUGAACGCGGCAAGUUCAUCGCUCUGUAUGCUCUCGCACUUGGCUACAGCAACGGCAUCGCUCCUCUCAUCAUGGGCUUCAUCAAUGACGGCCAGGGAUAUCAAUGGGUGUUUGUCAGUACUCCUUUUUCAAUUGACAAGAAACAGAUAUUGAUAGACAAACAGUACUGGUGCGCCAUCUUUUGCGCCGUUCUCCUUCUGAUCAUCUUUUUCUUCAUGGAAGAGACCAAGUUCGAUCGAGCAAAGUACACGACAAGAAACCACAUCGAGGGACAGACCGUGUAUACUUCCAAUCAUACAUCAACCGACCCUGAUACCAAAGACGAUCUUGAUACGAAGCAUGACGUUGAGCAAGACCAAGUCGCUACUACCACUCUUACGAACGUCAGCGCACCCAAUGAGAUCUUUGAUCUUGACAACACUACGAUGAGCAAGAGAUCACGCAUGUCUCGCCUUAAGCCCAUUGAACGUAAGAACCUGAAGGGCGAGAAUAGACUCAUCAAGCUCAUCAGUCGGCCGAUUCUCCUCCUCGCGUUUCCCAUCAUCUCAUAUGCUGGUUUCAUCUACGGCUGCAACAUUGUCUGGCUUUCGGUUCUGAACGCGACUGAGUCUAUGGUCCUGUCGAAUAAGCCUUAUAACAUGCCUACCUCGACAGUUGGGUUGACAUUCAUCGCUCCACUCAUUGGAACAACCCUCGCGUGCAUCUACACUGGACUCUGUGGCGAUAAAUUCAUCAUCAAGAUGGCACGUCGCAAUGGGGGCUUUAUGGAAGCUGAGCACCGACUAUGGCUAUUCCUCCCCUCUCUCAUCCUCAUUCCGUUUGGAUGCAUCUUAUUCGGCGUCGGAGCUUACUACGAGGCGCAUUGGUUCUCAGUCGUCUUUGCCAUGGGCGUCAUAUCCUUCACUACGACUGCCGGUUCACAAAUCUCCAUCGCGUAUUGCAUCGAUUGCUAUCGUGAUCUCGCGAGCGAAGCUUUAGCCACUGCCAUCAUCAUCCGAAAUACAAUGGCAUUCGGUAUUGGAUAUGGUGUCACUCCUUGGGUUGUCAACCUGGGCUAUCAGAAUGCUUUCAUCCUUGGUGCUUUCGCUGGUCUGGCACAUAAUCUGACAAUUUUCCCCGUUAUGAAAUGGGGUCGGGCUUUGCGGCAGCGGAGUGCGGAGAAGUAUUGGAACACUGUUAAGGAGGGAGCGGACUUGGACCUCAACCAUUGA
Messenger RNA from Fusarium subglutinans, 1737 nucleotides. Its product is annotated as HOL1 substrate-H+ antiporter. NCBI's taxonomy places the organism in Eukaryota, Fungi, Ascomycota, Sordariomycetes, Hypocreales, Nectriaceae. The record is from RefSeq and is a predicted model, not a curated record. The coding region runs from base 1 to 1737 and encodes 578 amino acids. Gene Ontology annotation, molecular function: transmembrane transporter activity. Gene Ontology annotation, biological process: transmembrane transport. The transcript is spliced from 7 exons.